This is a messenger RNA of Clonostachys byssicola, 561 nucleotides long. The record is from the annotation of a GenBank genome assembly. NCBI's taxonomy places the organism in Eukaryota, Fungi, Ascomycota, Sordariomycetes, Hypocreales, Bionectriaceae.
AUGACGCUCAGGAAUGAUGAGACCAGUUUCACUACCGACUUGGGCCAGCGUGAGAGGUCCACGGAGCAGCUUGUGACACGAGCGCCUGCCACAGCACAAGAGGAUAAAGCUCUCGUACCAGGGAUUAUGGUUGUUUCAGUCGCCCCAACAUCCAUGGCCAAGGUGGUCCGGCACGAGAUAGCUGGUGCUGCUCUGAGGGAAGAAGGCUCGUCAGUGUCGUUGCAGCAUACCGCUGCUUCAUCUAACACCGAGUUCACCGAGAGCUCCGAAGCGGUGACAACGAGCAUUUCCACUGGCACCAUCGUGGGUAUCUCAGUCGGGAUUGCCAUCCCUGUUGCCCUCGUAUCCGUUGGCUUUUUCGUCCUGUACCGGCGCGAGCAGCAAAGGCGAGAGCGACCCCGUAUCUUCAUUAACAAUUACAUCUCCAACCGAAUGUCGCCCACCGAGCUGCUCCAACUUACCAACCAAGGCUUUCACGCCCGCGAUGACAUCCCCAACAGAGGCUCAGCGCACUCAGGCCAGACCAGCCGGCCAGUGACAUUGGCGGAUGGAGAUAGAUGA